Molecule: messenger RNA, 2556 nt
Organism: Acaromyces ingoldii
Lineage: Eukaryota; Fungi; Basidiomycota; Exobasidiomycetes; Exobasidiales; Cryptobasidiaceae
Exons: 2
Coding region: 1-2556 (851 amino acids)
Source: RefSeq, a predicted model, not a curated record
AUGAGGUGUCUGUACGCCAUCACUUUUGCCAGCGUCUUCUUGAGCUUAGUUCUGGGACGAGACACAAUCGACAAGCUUAGUUGCAUUCACGACCAAGCAGUGACGCAUCAAGUCGUCACCGCCAGCCACAAACCUUUACCGUUCCUGCCAGAUCGGCACAAGAGCGCGACACGAGUGCUGGGACAGCAGCCGAGCUUAUCGGAAGGCGACCGCAGCAUCAAGCCUUUUCAGGGAGAGUCACCUGGAUUGACCACGCAUGAAGUUCACCCUCCUCAUAGGGUUCGAAACCGACAGGUGACGAGCCCGCUUGGCGAUAAUGGCGAUGUGGCCACGACAACAGCUUACUGCAACCACCUGGAUAAAACAUCGACGUAUCUUGUCCGCCGCGCGGUGGUGCACAGCCAUCCGCACACCGUCCACCACUCAAUCGACAUUCCGCCUUCAAGUGAAAAUGCGCAGAAUGUCGGUGACAGAGCCAUGCGGCUGAAGAGGAGAGGCUGGAUCGAACAGGAUGCUGCGCUGGAGCAGGAAUUGGAAGCGAGCAAAGGUAGAUUAGAGGAAUUGGAAACCGAUUAUGUCACAACUCUUGCUGCCAUCCACUCGGGAAGAGCACCGCGUGAAAUGCACCUGUCGACCGACGAUAUCGUAAUUGCGGCAAACAAAGUCACUGGCGUGUACCUGAGGUACUUGGCAUUUCUGAGGAUGAAGCAAGAGCAGUUUCGAGCUAUAACGUUGAAUCCUUCGCAGCUCUCUGAAACCGUGCUGCAGGCUCAUGAUUCGCUUCUCAAAGUCAAUCAAACCACGUUAAAGGUCAAAGAGCAGAUGAGAAAUCACAUUCAAUUUUACUUGGGCGCACGAGGGCUUUUUGUUGGCGGAUUAUCGGCAAAGGAUUGGGUCGGUGUUUCAUGGGAAUCCAUCGACAGGAUGUUGGCCGAUGCGAUGAAUGAGCAAAUGCAGUCAGACGCGCUGAUUGCACACGCCAAAGGGGAGGCCACGCCCUCGCAGGGCCAGCAAGCGAGAUGGGUGAAAGACGAGAUCGAGGAGCUAUGCGAAAUGAGGCUGAGAAUACUAGAGGAAAACUUGAAGGUAUUUCAAGAAUUACCCAAACAAGGUGACAUUGUCUUGCCACACAUCGGCUUUGUACGAGAACAGUGCGGUCAACUCGAAAGGCGCAUCCAUGAAGUUCAGGAACAGUGCAAGAAGAUUUUCGAGGAUACAAAACGAAAGACUGUCCAGCGCAAGGGUCAUUACAGACGCAAAAGUGAAGCAUCGUCUUCGAGGCAACACCUGGGCAAGAGAGACGGCAGUGGCCUUAUUGAACGGGCGACAAAAAGGCACGACUGGCGUGAAGGUAACCAAAAGGCAUUGGAGCGCGUUGUAUAUCUAAUCGACAGUCUAAAAAGGUUGAUUGAGGGUCGUGAUAAAAGAGGCUUGGCUGUGCACGAGAUGGUGAAAAGGUGCAUCAGCCAGAUCACCACUCGCUACAAGGAUCAAUUGACGGCGCUGCAACAAGAGAAGGAGAAAUAUGAAAAGAGCCUGGGCAGCCGCGAUCUCUUGGGGGGCAUUGUCGAACUUUUCGAAAGAGAGGUCAAAGACAUCGGAAAAGCCAUGGAGGACGUCCAGACGCAGCUCAGAGCACAUUGCCAGAAGUUCAACAUCUCUGGGUGCGGCGAAGGUACGAGCAUUCAAGCCAACGAUCAAGCAUUACAGAGAAGGGACGCUACCAGCAGUCUUAGAAAGCUACAAGGCAUUGGCGCCAAAAAUCUUCCGACGCCACCAGAGCAGCCCAUCACACGCUUCGAACCAAGCGACGAAAGGCUCAAUGUACGAGAAAAGAAGCCAUCGAAGAAAGUCAAUCGUCGAGGAGGCGGCGAAGGGAACGGUAUUGGGGGUCAGAUGCGACCAUCUUGCGCGAGGUGUGCCGACGUUUUUGCGGUGAAGCAGCACUCUUCCAACACCUCUUCACAUGUCGCUCGUCAUCUUGCCGAAAGUCAUCCACAAAAGCCGACAGAGAUAGCACAGCAAAAGCUUCUGAACGACGGCGUUCACGAAAAAUCCGGGGAAGAUGAGGCGUCGAAAAACGCCGCAGCUCCGUAUGGCGGUGCAAACGUUGCUAAGACUCGUUCCUCGCGGGCAAACACAGCAAUCAUCUCUAAAAGGAGCACCGAGGAGAGCGCGACAGAUGAUCUGCGGAAGCUUGAGAGCACAUACUUGAGCAAAAAAAGACAGUAUCAGGACGAAUUAGUCUCGGCCUCCAAUCCCACUCAUGGUCCAGCGGUCAAGAAGGCGAAGGCAGAUUUCGAACAGAUUGCGAGCAGGCUGAAGUCCCUUCUUGAUACUUACGUCGACGUGGACUCUGGCGACCCAUCUACCAAACUUACUCUAAAACACGCUACAACAGUAUUAUACGAGCGAACGAAGGAACGAGAACAAGAAAAGCAGAAGGAGGAGGCGAAUUGGGAGCGUAUCCAAGUGAUAGAAGAAGAAAAGAAAGAGCUUCAAGAGAAAUAUGACUCCGUUGAGGCUAAUUGGGCUAAUAACCCGGACUCUGACUAG